Messenger RNA from Penicillium lagena, 1506 nucleotides. Its product is annotated as Protein flp. The record is from RefSeq and is a predicted model, not a curated record. Lineage: Eukaryota; Fungi; Ascomycota; Eurotiomycetes; Eurotiales; Aspergillaceae. Bases 1 to 1506 code for a protein of 501 amino acids. The transcript has 3 exons.
AUGGAGAGCGCCAAUGAGUCCCCAUUGAACAAAGAGUUUGAAAGGCUCGUACAUGAGACUUUGGCUCGCUGGCAUGUUCCUGGCGUAUCGGUUGCUGUAAUUGAUGGUGACAAGUCUUGGGCAGAGGGUUACGGCAUCGCUACUCUUCCAUCAACCCCAGCGACAGCAUCGACACUCUACUGCGUGGGCAGCACUACUAAAGCAUUUACCGCUGCGGCAGCUUCUCUACUAAUUGAUCAAGGAAAGCUUUCAUGGCACACGCGACUCUCCGACGUAAUUGGAGAUGAUUUCAUCCUACCAGGCGAAUGCGAGACAACUCACAUCACUCUCGAAGAUGCGCUCAGCCAUCGUACUGGCAUGCCAGGACACGAUCUCUCCUAUGGGAACGAGGGUGGGCGAUCAGCAAAAGAAGUCACGCGAAGCCUACGUUACCUCCCUUGUACUGCACCGCUCCGUACAAAAUGGAUGUAUAGCAACAUUAUGUACGUCGCUGCUGCUCAUGCGAUCGAAACAUUGAGCGGCUCGACCAUUUCCGAUCUCUUCAAGGCGCAAAUCAUGGACCCUCUCGGUAUGCAGUCUACAUACUUUUCAAUACCCGCAGCGCAGGAAGCAAAAGACCAUUUUUCACAGGGAUAUUACUACGACGACGAUGUCGGCGAAUAUCGAGAAGUUCGUCGUCCAGUCGGCGAUAUAACUAUAGGUGCUGGGGGCCUUAUCUCUAAUGUGUUGGAUUUUGCAAAAUGGGUACGGACAAUGAUCAAGGAACUUGGCCCAAUGACCAAAGAAGGUCAUAAGCAGAUACGAAGCCCUCGAAUGUUGAAACCUCCACCUCUGGAACACUUGCCCUUCACUAGUGCAACGUCGUAUUGCCUGGGGUGGGAGACUGCUGUUUACCGUGGCGUCCAGAUAUACAUGCAUGCAGGUGAAGUGGAGGCAUAUGGAGCAUACGUUGUUUGGAUUCCCUGUCUGGAAUUUGGCGUAGUUGCUUUUGCGAACACUGCAGUAACUUCAAACUUUGUCCAGCAGGUACUGAUAUGGACAUUGAUUGACGAUAAAAUGAAGACCCCAGUCGAAGAGCGAUUUGACUGGAAUAAAAGAAACACAAUGUUUUCUCAGAGAAUGUUUGGCGAUUAUGAUAAGGCCCUUCAACGACACUUCCCUCGACUGCCACCUAGCCGAGCCUCACCGAGCUUACCACUGGCAAGCUACUUGGGAUCAUAUAAACAUCCAGCUUACGGUAACAUAACCAUCACGUUGAAAGACGACAAUCUGUACAUUCUUCGGGCAGGAUUUCGCUGGGAAGUUGAUAUCGUGCUUGAGCAUGUAAAUGGUGAGCAUUUCUUGGCGAGAAUGAACUCCAUUGUCAAUCGUGGUGGAUAUUUUUUUAAGGAUGCCUUCCCCUCUGAAUUCAGGGUUGGCGACGCUGAUUGCGUUCCUGCUGCAUUCGGAGCAAGGCUAGAAGAGGAGAUGGGAGAAGAAAAGAUAUGGUUUACCAGAUGUUCCUAG